Messenger RNA from Adineta steineri, 4584 nucleotides. The record is from the annotation of a GenBank genome assembly. Lineage: Eukaryota; Metazoa; Rotifera; Eurotatoria; Adinetida; Adinetidae.
AUGGGCUGUGGAAAUAGUUCAAGUGUACACGUUGUUUCGGAUACUUCUUUAUCUGAACCUAACAUUAAUAAUCAACAAAGCAUAUCCAUAAGUGAUACUGAAAAACUAUUACCUGGCAUUUCAUUACAGAAAAAUAAAAGAAAAAGUAUAACGAGUAAUGAAUCACAUUCAAAUGUUCAGGUGUAUAAUAUUAAGAAUCCGUCAACACAUUCAUCGCAUGAUGUCAAUCAAAACAUAGUCAUUAUUUGGGCAGAUGCAAAUAUUGAUCAAUCGAAAAAAACGUAUCAUGAUUCCAUAACAAAACUUCAACGUAUUACACCAGCGGUUUAUUCAUGUACAAAUUCUGCACAAUGCAUCAAUUAUCUCGAUAAUAUUAAUGAUAAAAAAAUCUUUCUAAUCGUAUCGGAUGGUUUGGGAGAAGAACUUGUACCACUUGUUCAUGACAAACCGCAACUCGACGCCAUUUACAUAUAUAGUCAAGUAAAAAGGCAACGUCUACCUUGGGCAAAUAAAUGGUCACAGAAAGUGAAAGAAAUCUUGUUCACUAUGGAAGAUAUCUAUCAAAAGAUCAAGGCUGAUAGUGGUUUAGUUGGUAGCUUGACACCGAUCAGUAUCAUACGCCGAAUGGAUGUUCCGAGCUCGACUGCAAACGAACUAGAUCAAUCAUUCAUGUAUACACAAUUGCUGAAAGAGAUUCUGUUAGAAAUGAAACAUGAUCCUGAAGCAAAAGCUAAACUAGUCGAAUAUUGUCGACCAAAAUAUGCGGAUGAUAUUCUUCAAUUGGGUCUUAUUGAUGAAUUUGCUAUCGAAUAUAACAAUCGUUUAGCUAUUGAAUGGUAUACAAAAGAAUCCUUCCUUUAUGGGUCACUAAAUCGAGCUUUAAGAACACAAGAUAUCGAGAUGAUCAUGAAAAUGGGAUUCUUUCUACAAGAUCUUCAUCAGCAAAUUGUAGAAAUGCAUAAAGCACAAUCAGAAACACGUGAUAAUGAUACGUUCACUGUUUACCGAGGACAGGGUAUGGCACUCGAGGAACUGGAAAAGAUAGAAGCAAGUCAGGGUGGCCUUCUCUCGUUCAACAAUUUCCUAUCAACAACUAUCGAUGAAAAAAUCGCUAUAGACUUUGCAGAAAAAGUACACAAGAAUUCAAAAGUUGUAGCGAUCAUCUUUCAGAUGGAAAUUAAUCCAAAGAAAUCCUCGGUUCCUUUUGCUUUUAUCGACAAAGCGAGUAAAUAUGAAUAUGAAGGUGAAAAACUUUUCUCGAUGCAUACCGUCUUUCGGAUUAUGGGUGCACGAAAACUGUCUGCUGGAUUUUGGCAAGUCAAUUUAACUUUAACAAGUGAUAAUGAUCCACAACUGAAACUUCUUUCUGAUUAUAUGCGAAAAGAGCUUGGUGAAGGUGAUUCACUUAGCAAACUUGGUCAUUUAAUGCUUAAAAUGGGUGAAUUCGAUCAAGCUCAUGAUAUAUACGGUUCACAAUUAGAUUCAUCAGACAAACAGAAUUGGCGUAGACAUUCUUAUCUGAAUCAUCAACUCGGUUGGGUUUUCAGUCAGAAAGGAGAGUACAAAACUGCACUUUCAUACUAUGAGAAGGCACUCAAUGGUAAACUGGAUUUUCUACAACCAGAUGAUCCAGUGUUAGCUCCAACUUAUCAUAAUAUCGCUGGUGUUCAUCGAUCACUGGGUGAUUAUACAGCUGCACUUACAUCAUAUCAAAAAGCAUUAGCUAUAGAAGAGAAAUCUCUUCCUCCUGAUGAUCCUCUACUCGCUACAACAUAUACCAGCGUCGGUUUAGUGCAUCGAAAAUUAGCGAAAUAUGACAAGGCACUUUCCUUAUACCAGAAGGCUCUCGCAAUUCGACAGAAAACACUUCCACCAAAUCAUCCGGAUUGUGGAUCUAUGUUCAGCAACAUUAGUGGGCUCCAUCAAGAUAUGGGCGAUUACUCAAAAGCUCUUGAAUUCUCCCAGAAAGCACUUGAUGUUUAUAAGAAAUCCCUUCCACCAAAGCAUCCAGAUCUAGCUACAAGCUAUGGUAAUUUUGGAUCUGUUUACAGUUUCCUGGGCGACUAUGUAAAAGCACUGGAAUAUUACGAAAAAGCACGUGAGAUCCGAGAAUUAUCUCUUCCUGCUAAUCAUCCAGAUAACGCUAGCACCUAUAGUUGUCUCGGCUCAGUAUAUAAUCAUAUGGAAGAUUAUUCUAAGGCACUUUCAUGUUUUGAACAAGCACUGGUGAUUCAAAAAGUUGCUUUUCCUGAGAAUCAUCUGAUUUUUGCUAAUACUUACAAUCAUUUUGGAUCCGUAUACAGCUCGAUGGAUGAUAACUCAAAGGCGUUAUCAUAUUAUCAAAAAGCCUUUGAAAUUCAAGAACGUGCGCUUCCUCCAAAUCAUCCCGAUAUAGCUAAUAGUUACAAUAAUCUCGGUACUAUUUAUAGUUCGAUGGGAGAUAAACAAAAAGCUCUAUCGUUUUACGAAAAAUCACUUAAAAUCGAAAAAAUUUCGUUGCCUUCGACUCACCCAUCUCUCGUUACUUCCUACAACAAUAUCGGGACUAUUUAUCAAUCUAUGACUCAAUACUCUACGGCACUUUCUUCAUAUCAGAAAGCGUACGAAAUCUGUCAAAAUAAUCCCCAACUUUGUCAAUCGGAUAAAGCAGCUACGACUUUGAACAAGAUUGGUUCAGCACAUCAUGCGAUGAAAGAAUAUACUACCGCCCUUUCUUUUUUCGACAAAGCAUUCGAAAUAUUAAGUAAAUCUCUUACACCUAACAACCGUGAUUUAAUUAUUACAUAUAACAACUUCGGUUUAGUCUAUCACGCAAUGAAUGAAUAUCAGAAGGCACUCUUGUAUUAUGAAAAAACACUUGACCUUGAACGAAAAUCACUUCCUAAGGAUCAUGGUGAUUUGGCUAUCUCAUACAGUAAUAUUGGAUUAGUAUAUGAUUCAAUGAAAGAUUAUACAAAAGCGCUUGCAUUUCAUGAGAAAGCACGUGCCAUUAGAGAAAAAAAAUUGGCUCCUGAUAGUCUGUUACUUGCUUCUACUUAUAAUAACAUUGGUUCAGUAUAUUUUGGUAUGAAAGAUUAUAAGCAGGCACUCUUGUUCUAUAAAAAAGCAGUUACCAUCCGUGAAAAGUCUUCCUCGAGAGAUGAACUCGAUUUAGCAACCAACUACAAUAAUAUUGGGGCCACUUAUAGUUGGAUGAACGAAAAAUCGAAUGCUCUGAAAUAUUAUCAGAAAUCGUUAACUAUUCGAGAAAAGAAACUGUCUUCAGAUGAUCUAAUACUUGCUACAACCUACAGCAACAUCGCCUCUGUGUAUUCCGAUAUGAAAGACUAUUCAAAUGCGGUCUCGUAUUAUUUAAAGGCAGUCACAAUUCGUGAAAAGUUUUCCUCGAGUGAUGAACUUGAUUUAGCAACCAACUACAAUAGUAUUGGGGCCACUUAUAGUUGGAUGAAUGAAAACUCGAAUGCUCUAAAAUAUUAUCAGAAAUCAUUAGCUAUCCGAGAAAAAAAACUACCUUCUGACGAUCUAACACUUGCUACAACUUACAAUAAUGCUGCCUCAAUGUAUUUCAAUAUGAAAGACUAUUCAAAUGCGAUCUCAUAUUAUUUAAAGGCAGUCACCAUUCGUGAAAAGUCUUCCUCGAGUGAUGAACUCGAUUUAGCAACCAACUACAAUAGUAUUGGGGCCAGCUAUAGUUCGAUAAAUGAAAACUCGAAUGCUCUAAAAUAUUAUCAGAAAUCGUUAGUUAUUCGAGAAAAGAAACUGUCUCCAGAUGAUCUAACACUUGCGACAACAUACAAUAAUACCGCCUCGAUAUAUUUCAAUAUGAAAGACUACUCAAAUGCGGUCUCAUAUUAUUUAAAGGCAGUUACCAUUCGCGAAAAGUCUUCCUCGAGUGAUGAGCUCGAUUUAGCAACCAACUACAAUAAUAUUGGGAACACUUAUAGUUGGAUGAAUGAAAACUCGAACGCUCUGGAAUACUAUCAGAAAUCAUUAGCUAUUCGAGAGAAGAAGCUAUCACCUGAUGAUCUAACACUUGCUACAACUUAUAACAGCAUCGCCUCAAUGUAUUUCGACAUAGAGGACUAUCGAAAUGCGAUCUCAUAUUAUUUAAAGGCAGUCACAAUUCGUGAAAAGUCUUCCUCAAGAGAUGAACUUGAUUUAGCAACCAACUACAACAAUGUUGCUGUAGCUUAUGGAGCAAUGGAAGACAAACAAAAUGCACUCAUAUAUUACAAAAAAGCACUUGAGAUUCGCGUAAAAAAACUGUCUUCUACCGAUCCGUCACUAGUUCCACUUUAUAGUGCUAUAGCGUCAAUAUAUUCAUCCAUGGAGAACAAAUCAGUUGCUGCAGAAUUCUAUGAGAAAUCACUCAAAAUUCAAGAAACGUUAUCGUCUCCAAAUCAUGAAUCGAUGGCCAUUAUGUAUUACAAUACGGCAAUAAUUUAUAAAGAUCUCCAGAACUACACAGCUGCUGUGAAACAUGCUGAAAAUUCUGUCAAAAGCGCUCGUUUAGGUUAUGGUCCCGAUCAUUCGGAAGUAAAAGAAAAUCAAGCUCUGGUAGACAGACUCCGUAACAAACAAUGA